This is a messenger RNA of Amborella trichopoda, 1140 nucleotides long. RefSeq names its product GDSL esterase/lipase At5g14450. Lineage: Eukaryota; Viridiplantae; Streptophyta; Magnoliopsida; Amborellales; Amborellaceae. The record is from RefSeq and is a predicted model, not a curated record. Gene Ontology annotation, molecular function: hydrolase activity, acting on ester bonds.
AUGGCUUUUCUAUGGUGGGUUUUGCUUUUGAGUGUGGCUUGGAAUGGAGAGGAGAGAAUGAUGGUUAUGGGGCUUAAUGGAAAAUGUGAAUUCCCUGCAAUUUUCAACUUUGGUGAUUCAAACUCUGAUACAGGAGCCAUCUCCGCGUCCUUUUUCGAGGUUCCCCCUCCUAACGGUGAGACCUUCUUCCGCAAGCCUUCGGGGAGGGUGUGCGACGGUCGUUUGAUGAUAGAUUUCAUUGCUGAGAACUUGGGAUUGCCAUACUUGACUGCAUACUUAGACUCUUUGGGGGAGGGUUUUCGGCAUGGUGCGAAUUUCGCAACAGGUGGGUCCACAAUUCGACCACAAAAUGUCACUUUGUUUGAAGGUGGGGUGAGCCCCUUCUCCUUGGACAUACAAAUAUUACAAUUCGACCAGUUCAAAUCUAGAUCAAACGCCCUUUAUGUCAAAGAGAAUGCACUAAAGGCUAACGUCCCAAAGCCUGAGGACUUCUGCAAGGCAUUGUAUACUUUUGACAUAGGCCAAAAUGACCUUGUUGCCGGAUUCCGAACUAUGUCAGACGAUGGGGUCCGAGCUUCAAUCCCCAAAAUCCUUGUCGGCCUGUCACAAGUCAUCCAACUUCUCUAUGGACAAGGGGCACGAAGUUUUUGGAUUCAUAACACUGGUCCAAUUGGGUGCCUACCACUUUCAGUUAUAUAUUAUCCUUUGAAGCCCCGGAAUAUUGAUAAAUAUGGUUGUGUAUACACACAAAACGAUGUGGCUCAAGAGUUCAACAGGCAACUCAAAGUAAUGGUUUCUCAACUUAGGAAACAACUCCCUCUUGCUGCGCUCACAUAUGUGGAUGUCUACUCUGCCAAAUUUAACCUCAUCACUCAUGCCAAGGAGCAAGGUUUUGGUGAUCCCAUGAAGUUUUGUUGUGGUCAUGCUGGGGACUACACUGUUGGAUGUGGAAGGAAGGCAGUUGUGAAUGGGACUGAGAUCUAUGGCAGCUCAUGUGGUAACCCAUCUAUGUAUGUGAGUUGGGAUGGGGUCCAUUAUUCUCAUGCUGCCAACCAAUGGAUAGCAAAUCAUAUACUCAAUGGCCAGCUAUCUGAACCCCCUCUUCCCCUUCCUCAAGCUUGUAAAAGGGUUGAUCCUUGA